Saccoglossus kowalevskii is the source of this 1899-nucleotide messenger RNA. Its product is annotated as protein Aster-B-like. Gene Ontology annotation, molecular function: cholesterol binding; cholesterol transfer activity. Gene Ontology annotation, cellular component: endoplasmic reticulum-plasma membrane contact site; plasma membrane; endoplasmic reticulum membrane. Lineage: Eukaryota; Metazoa; Hemichordata; Enteropneusta; Harrimaniidae. The record is from RefSeq and is a predicted model, not a curated record. Gene Ontology annotation, biological process: intracellular sterol transport.
GUUCACUGGUAAUCAAAAUGGCUGACAAAAUUCGAGUGAAAUUGUUCCUGUGAAUAGAAAUCUGGAGAUCUUUCUGAGGGUUUUAUUAGUUAGUUGAUAAGUAACCAUGACGACAAUUUCACAGAAGACGUUAUUAGAACUUGUCAAGGAAAAUGACAGAGAUACUGGCUCUGACGGAGAAAGGCAUUCCAGCGAAGAAACAACAAUGGAAGAAAAACAAAACAACGAAGCGACGACAGCGACACCGCCGCAGACGAUACCAACGCCGUCAGGCUCUGGGGACGAAAGACCAGCAACGCCGCCUUCCACUGCCAGUAAGUCUGACUUGCCGAUAUUGAGAGAAGAUAUAACAGAUGAGAGUACGCAAUCCUUGGAUGAUAGCACUGCCCACCCACAAUCUAGAAUGAGCCCUGAAGCCAGUAAAGACUAUUUUUCAAGGUCAUUUGAUGACAUUAGCGUCUUAGAUAAGUCUGAUAAAUCAUCCAGCAACGAAAAAAUACCUGACAUGUCAUCAUCUAAGGGAGAAAAGGACGGCUCCAAGAGCGGUAAAGGAUCUAAUAAAAAAAGUUCCAACAUUAGCUGGUAUAAUGUUUGGAACACCAGUUACAAAGCAAAAUGUGAAGAUUUUAGAAAGAUUUUUGGUAAACAUAUUCCAGACACAGAAAGACUUGUUGUAGAUUAUUCCUGUGCAUUACAGAAAGAUAUUCUAGUACAUGGACGUUUAUAUUUAACACAGAAUUGGCUUUGUUUUUAUGCCAAUAUAUUUAGAUGGGAAACUUUGAUAACUGUAAAGUGCAAAGAUGUGACAGCAAUAACCAAAGAAAGGACUGCCAGAGUUAUUCCCAAUGCAAUACAGUUGUGUACGCAUACAGAGAAGUAUUUUUUUACUUCGUUUGCUUCUCGAGAUAAAACCUUUAUGAUUUUGUUCCGGUUAUGGCAAAAUGCACUUCUUGAUCAGGCAAUGUCACCUCAGGAUUUCUGGACAUGGGUUCGUAUGAACUAUGGAGAUGAAGUAGGUAUGGAUUCAGAAGAGGUCAUUGAACCAUACAAUGCAGGUACACCGAAUGACAGUAGAGAUGAAGGUGCUUCUGAUGGGAGUAUCAGUAUGGAAAAUGGUAUUGUGAAUAGGAAAGCUGGUCAAGCACUAAGUCUACCAUUGGAGAAGCAGGAUUUGUCACCUGAGUCUCCAAGCAAUAGAGGAAUGACUAAUGAUUCAUUGCAGGAUAGUAGUUCCUUUUUACAAACGCCGUCAUAUGCUGCUGAUGAAUCCUCUCUGAACACAACAGAGUCGGAAUGCAUUAUACAACCUCAAGAAAUCUCCAUGGGAACCCCUCCUGUUAAGCUUUCCCCAGAGAAGUCUACAAAAACACAGACCAAAGCGCUGCCGUCACCUUCAGUGAAUGAUAGGGGAAUAUUUGGUCAGAAAGAUAAAGAUAAGACUUCUGACAACUUGCCAACUGAUGAGAGUGACUUCACAGAAGGAGAAGGUGAAGUGAUUUGUCCAUGUACUGAGCAUCCUGGACGUAAAUGUGUCAGUGAAGUCUAUGAUUUCCCAGUCGAUAUCCUUUUUGAUAUGCUCUUUGCUGAUAAACAUACUUUCUAUAAGGACUUCUUGGAAGCCCGGAAGACAACAAACAUUGUCAUGUUCUCAUGGCAAGAUGUUGACAACAACAAGAUGGUGCGUACCAUGACUUAUACACUAACACUGUUUGCAUCGUUUGGACCCAAGACUGCAGAAUCUACUGAAGUUCAGACUACUUACAAAGAUGUUUGUAAAGAAGGUCAGUUGUACGUGGUAGAUACAGAGGUGGUUAACCAUGGUAUUCCAUAUGGGGAUAAUUUCUAUGUUGCAAACAGAUAUUGCUUAACCAGAGUCUCAUCUACACAGUCAAGGCUAAG